UCCUCCAGCCUGACUCUCCAGAGCCCAGCCGGGCGGACAGGAUCCGGGCGGAGGAGGACUGGGCCGGGGACGAGGACGGUGAGCGGCCCCGGACCCCACUCGGGGCCCCGGAGGACUCGGCUCCCAGCCCCACGGUGGGGAUGGACUGACACGCCAGCACGCCCGGGCCCCCAAGGCUCCACAGCUCUGCCUUCCUGCCUUUGGCUACCAGCCUCUGGGUCCAACCCGAGCGGCCGCCCCGCCGGACCAUGGGGCCACCCGCGCCAUCCCCUCCGCCACGGCUCCCGCCGCCCCUGUUGCUGCUGCUGCUCCUCCUCCUCUCCCCGGGCCCCCGGGCGCAGGCCUGCCCGGCCGGCUGCCAGUGCAACCAGCCGCAGACCGUCUUCUGCAUCGCCCGCAAGGGCGCCACGGUGCCGGAUGACGUGCCCCCGGACACGGCCGGCCUGUACGUCUUCGAGAACGGCAUCACGGCCCUGGCGCCGGGCAGCUUCACCGGCCUCUCGGCCCUGCAGCUGCUAGACCUGUCCCAGAACAAGAUCGCCGAGCUCGAGGACGGGGUCUUUCAGCCGCUGGCCAACCUCAGCAACCUGGACCUGUCUGCCAACCGGCUGCAGGAGAUCACCAACGGGACCUUCCGGGGGCUCAGGCUGCUGGAGCGGCUCUACCUGGACCGCAAUCGCCUCCGCCACAUCCACCCCGAGGCCUUCGACACGCUCGAGAGCCUCCUGGAGCUCAAGCUGCAGGACAACCAGCUGCGGACCCUGCCCGCCCUGCGCCUGCCCCGCCUUCUGCUGCUGGACCUCAGCCACAACCGCAUCGCGGCCCUGGAGCCCGCGGCCACCUUCGGGCUGGGCAACGUCGAGUCGCUGAAGCUGGCGGGCCUGGGCCUGAGCCGGCUGGACGAGGAGCUGUUCCGGGGCCUGCACAACCUGCACGAGCUCAACGUUUCCGAUAACCGGCUGGAGCGGGUGCCCCCGGUCCUGCGCGAGCUGCGGGGCCUCACCCGCCUCAGCCUGGCGGGCAACACCCGCGUCACCCAGCUGCUGCCCGGGGACCUGGACGGGCUGGUCAACCUGCAGGAGCUGGACCUCAGCAACCUGAGCCUGCAGGGCCUCCCCCGGGACUUCUUCGGCCUCUUCCCCCGCCUCCGGGUGGUCUCGGCCGCCCGCAACCCUUUCAACUGCGUGUGCCAGCUGAGCUGGUUCGGCCAGUGGGCGCACGACGGCCGGGUCCAGCUGCGCCAUCCCGAGGAGACGCGCUGCCACUUCCCCCCGAAGAACGCCGGCAAGCUCCUGCAGCACCUGGACUACGCCGACUUCGGCUGCCCGGCCACCACCGCCGCCCCGGCUACGGCCCCACCGCCCCGGCCCGCCACCCUCCAGCCGGCCCGGCCUCCCACCAGCCGGCCCCCGGCAGAACCCGGCACCCAGGCCGCCACCCUGCCGCCCCGGAUGCCCGGCCCCACCCUGCCGCCGACCACCGCCCCGGCCGGUGACCCCGGCCCCUGGCCGCCGCCGUGCCCGCCCCACACCUGCCUCAACGGGGGCACGUGCCAGGUGAAUGCCCAGCACCACCUGGAGUGCCUGUGCCCCGACGGCUUUUCGGGCCUGUACUGCGAGGGCGGGCGACCUACCCUCCCUGGGCCCACCCAGACCAUGGCCCGUCCGCCCCGGCUCAGCGUCCAGGGGGUGAGCCCCACCUCUCUGCGGGUGGGGCUGCAGAGCUACGUCCGGACCAAAGCCCAACUCAAGGGCAUCCGGCUGACCUACCGCAACCUGUCGGGCCCGGACAAGCGGCCCGUGACCCUCAGCCUGCCCGCCUCGCUCGCCGAGUACACCGUGACGCAGCUGCGCCCCAACGCCACCUACUCCAUCUGCGUCGGGCCCCUCGGGGGCCGUUCCCCAGAGGAGGCCUGCGGGGAGGCCCGCACCGCGCCGCCCUCCCAGUCCAGCCAUGCUCCCGUCACGCAGACCAAGGAGGGGGACCUGCCACUCAUGAUCGUGCCCGCCCUGGCCGCCCUGCUCCUGGGCGCGCUGGCUGCAGCUGGCACCGCCUACUGCCUUCGGCGGCGGGGCCGGGCCAAGGGGUGUGGUGGGUCCGGUCCAGGCCCGGAGGCCGGACCCCUCGAGCUGGAGGGAGUGAAGGCCCGGUUAGAGGACGCCGACUCACCCAGCGCUGGGGGUGGUGCCCCGCCACCCGAGGGGGGCGGGAUCCUGCCGGGGGGCUCCGAAUGCGAGGUACCACUCAUGCGCUACGCCAGCAACAACAACGGCCCCCCCGUCGCCAAGCCCUCCUACUUCUAAAUGCCGAGUCCCGGGGUGGGGGACCCGGGGCUCGGCGGUGCCCUCGGUGAGAACCCGGCCCCCACCCCAGCCCCUAACCACACAAUGUGCAAUCUCUCGAGGGGCUGAGUCCCGGGGCAAGGUCCCUCCCUGCCUCCCACCCCGACGCCCCCAGCUGUGUCUGUCGCCAGACCGAGUUCGCCGACCCCGGAGGGACAGAGAGAACCCUUGGUGAACGCUCGGUGCCCUUGGGAGGCCUCUGGGUGCCGGCAUCUCAGGAGCCUUGUCCCGAGGGGCCGCUCCCCCAGGCUGGUUCCUGGGGGAGGAGUGAAGGCGGCGCCCAGAAGGGGUGAGGGAUCCCCAGAGGGGGCUGAACCCCCAUCUCGGGGACCCUGGAAGUGAAGGAACAAAAGAAACUGGAAAGAAAGAGCUUUAAGGACUUUUUUUUUUUGAGGAAAAAUAUUUAUAUGAGAAUCUUUCCCAAUUCUUCUGGGAAAGGGCUGCUCGUCCCCAGAGGCGAGGACUUGGGUUUUGUAAGACCGAUGAUGACAUGAAGGCCUUUUGUAAAAAAAAGUAAA
Molecule: messenger RNA, 2860 nt
Organism: Tachyglossus aculeatus (Australian echidna)
Lineage: Eukaryota; Metazoa; Chordata; Mammalia; Monotremata; Tachyglossidae
Gene: VASN
Product: vasorin
Exons: 2
Coding region: 249-2303 (684 amino acids)
Molecular function (GO): protein binding
Source: RefSeq, a predicted model, not a curated record